CAUUUCUGCGUUGCCCUCCUGAAUCAAUAGAUGAAACCUGGUUGAUUGGCGUCGGCGUGAGGCUGAGCAUCACAAAAAUCCAGAGCCGACGCGUGGGGGUUUAAAAAGUGUAGAGGGAUUGCCCUCCAACAACAUCGACCACGAUAUCUCAUCGCAACUUGGAUGGAAAGAUCCGAGCUUGCAUUCAUUCGUUUCCUUCCUUCCUCAACCAUGGAGGCGGGUAUCGCGUCCCCUACCUUGUCAAUGCCAGGAGCAUUCUGGCCGUCACAAUCCCGUCGUCCUGUCCGGCUUUCGUUGUCAACGAACCAACCAUCAGCAAGCCCCAGACCGCUCUCAACACUUUCGACUCUGUCUACAGACUCUGCCUAUUAUAGCCCUCAGGAUGGAAGUUUCUCUCCGGUCUCCGCUUAUCCGAAUCGUCCAUUUUCUGCUAUCGAUGCUGAAAAUGACCCUCUCCAUUCCGAUUUCAUGACUCUGGAGAACUUGCGGAGAGAUGUGCGGACAAAUUUGAGGCUGCGACCACUCAGUUCGCAGCCUCGCUGUCAUACUCCAGGAACCGAUUCUGUCGAUUACACUACAGCGCCAAAUAGUCCUCUAUCUGCACCGUUUUCCCCUUCUGCAUUCAGUGCAGAACCAUCUAUUGCACCACCGCAAGUACUGCUGGAAAAUGUUACACCCAUUCGACCAUCCGACACCAACAUUCAUUUCAUGCCCAUCGAACCAUCUGAACUGGCGUCCAUGCUCGCAACCUCGGCGGAGUCUGAUACGCUCAUUAUUGACACACGUUUACCUCUAAAUCAUUCGUUGCUGCGUAUCCGCGGCAGUAUCAACCUUGCCAUUCCGACCCUGAUGCUUAAGCGUUUCCGCAAAGCCGGCAGCCUGUCUUCUUUAGAUAUUCUCAACCCUUACAUCGGCGAAUCGUCGAGGAAAAAUUGGGACACAAAGGUAGCUGUUCGGGGCAAGGUGCGGUGGCCUGGGGAUAUUAUCAUCAUUGAUGAGGAAAUGAAUAGCGUGGAUGCGCACGCUGCACGUUAUGGUGCUGCUAACGUCGGACAAAAUGCCCCGCCAAAUGCGGCAUCGACGUUGCUGUGCACCCUUCACCCACUGUGUAGAGGCCGUGUACUUUUCGUCCAAGUUCCAAUGAUGUUGGUGCCGCUGACGAUAGUCCCCAUGUAUCGGUACUUUUGUCAUACGUCAGUGACGAGCCCGCUACACUUCAGACCGUUGUAUCUUCCUCUCAUGCUAUUCCCGAGUCAUCUGCGUCAACACCAAGAAAGGAAGUGCAUAAAAGGCCCUCAGGCUUGUUUAGUAUUAAGACAGAGGCCGGUAACACUUCUCGCAAAUCAUUGCCACAUCUCGAACCCGGACCUUCUUCAUCAGCCUCGACCUCAACCUCGUCGUCGUCACCCUCACAACCAUCCUCUGCCGCAUCCUCCUUUGAAGUCCUUUCUUGGGCACCAUCUCCAUCCCCCUCCUGUGCAACCUUUUCUCGACCCCACAGUUCAUCGUUCUCAAACCGUAGUCGACGACCAACGCUCGGCAUAGAUACGGCCUCUGCCGAACAUCUUCGUUCGAAUUUCGCUGCACCACCGAAGCUUCAACUCCGCACCGCGCCUUCAAAAUCCGCCACGCUU
This is a messenger RNA of Cantharellus anzutake, 1634 nucleotides long. RefSeq lists its product as uncharacterized. NCBI's taxonomy places the organism in Eukaryota, Fungi, Basidiomycota, Agaricomycetes, Cantharellales, Hydnaceae. The record is from RefSeq and is a predicted model, not a curated record. The transcript is spliced from 3 exons. Bases 163 to 1545 code for a protein of 460 amino acids.